GACUUUCAGCGUAUCCACUAAUCUCCUGGCUUGCUCAUCAUGAGCGUUACAGCGAACUAAGCUACGCUUUACAAACCAACCGACGCGGCUUGCACUGAUAGUCCACGUCAUCUGUAUGUCAUCUCGCGGGAAGUAAAGUAACAUAUCGAGGUUUCUUUACUACAAUGCCCACUGCCACGCUUCAAGACUUGGUGCCCGAGCACCAUCGACCUCCUAAAGUGAACGGAGCCCGCGAUGGCCCUGCUUGGAUGCCUUCUCAAGUAGAAGAUGUCACACUGAGAACCACCGAAUUCUCCUUUGAUACAGUAGAGGAGGCCCUUGUUGCAUUUGCGCGGGGUGAACCUGUCGUUGUCAUGGAUGACGAGCGAAGAGAGAACGAGGGUGAUAUAAUCAUGUCCGCGAGUCAAUGUUCCGUGGAAGCUAUGGCAUGGAUCAUCAAGCACACAAGCGGGUAUAUCUGUAUUUCUCUUCCCGAGGAGCGUCUCAAUGAGCUCGAAAUUCCCAUGAUGGUCCCCGAUAACCAGGAGCGGCACAAAACCGCUUACACCAUAACUGUAGACUAUAAGCAUGGCACCACGACUGGCAUUUCCGCCCAUGAUCGAUCUCUCACCGUGCGGAAGUUAGUCGAUCCCACUUCGACUGCGUCUGAUUUCAGCCGCCCAGGGCAUAUGGUACCCUUGCGAGCACAGAACGGUGGCGUUCUAGAACGCAGAGGUCAUACAGAAACUGGUGUCGAUUUAUGCGCCCUCACCAAUCAACCUCUAGGGGGGGUGUUAUGCGAGCUCGUGAAUGAUGAUGCUUUGGGCACUAUGGCGCGGCGCGAUGAUUGCAGAUCGUUUGCCAAUCGAUGGGGCCUGAAAAUGAUCAGCGUGGAUAUGCUGGCACAGUACAAAAGGGCGAUGGAGAGCAGUAAUACUGUGUCAUCGUAACGGAUGAGAGGAAUACGUACUGAAGUGUAUACUUAUAGAGCAUUGUACACCAAUGUAGUCCACUCGGACUCCGUGGCAAAGCGGCUGAGAGAACCUAUUCGAGAUCCUGAGACCGCUAUCCCAAAGAUAAGUACACUGCAUCCAUCUUUGCCCAUGAAAUCAAGCCACAUGCAACAGAAAUAUGUAUCCGAUGCAGCUUGAAUAACGCUGUAGUUGACCCAACAGUCAGCUACAGUAAAAAUCAAUCUGGAUAAAAGAUGCCUGUGGGUUUAUCUAUCACUGUAACUCACUGUGUACCACAUCCACAUGGCGCAAUCCAAGUAGGCGGCGGCAAGCUUGACGCGGUAACGUGACGGAUCAAUAUUUUUGAUCUCCGCGGCACAUGACCAGCCUUUGUGUCGCGUUUGG
Messenger RNA from Suillus clintonianus, 1337 nucleotides. Its product is annotated as GTP cyclohydrolase II. Gene Ontology annotation, biological process: riboflavin biosynthetic process; aerobic respiration. Gene Ontology annotation, cellular component: cytosol; mitochondrial intermembrane space. The transcript has 4 exons. Lineage: Eukaryota; Fungi; Basidiomycota; Agaricomycetes; Boletales; Suillaceae. Bases 165 to 929 code for a protein of 254 amino acids. Gene Ontology annotation, molecular function: 3,4-dihydroxy-2-butanone-4-phosphate synthase activity. The record is from RefSeq and is a predicted model, not a curated record.